Bathycoccus prasinos is the source of this 603-nucleotide messenger RNA. RefSeq names its product Transcription initiation factor TFIID subunit 10. Bases 1 to 603 code for a protein of 200 amino acids. The record is from RefSeq and is a predicted model, not a curated record. Gene Ontology annotation, cellular component: nucleus; transcription factor TFIID complex; SAGA complex. The transcript has a single exon. Gene Ontology annotation, molecular function: RNA polymerase II general transcription initiation factor activity; promoter-specific chromatin binding. Gene Ontology annotation, biological process: transcription initiation at RNA polymerase II promoter. NCBI's taxonomy places the organism in Eukaryota, Viridiplantae, Chlorophyta, Mamiellophyceae, Mamiellales, Bathycoccaceae.
AUGGAGCAGCGACAAUUGGGAGACGCAUCCGUCCAACAAAAAACGAACGUGUCUUCUUUGUUUGAAACGACGACGACGACCACCACUCGCGACGCAAAGAAAGACAACGAAAAAGAAGACCAAGAAAAUGAAUUAGACGAGAACAAACUCCCGCCGUCGCACACUGCGGAAGAUAUUUUAGGCGCCGAAGGCAUCUCGGAAACCGAUUUGUAUCGCUUUUUGGAGGAUUUAGACGAGAUGGCACCGACGAUUCCGGAUCAGUACACGAAUUCGGUGUUAAAAACAGUCGGCGUCGGGGAACCGGACGUAAGAGUGACACGAUUAAUCUCCUUAGCCGCGCAAAAGUUCAUGCAACAAAUCGCGGACGACUGUUUUAAAGUGCAAGCGAACAAAUUAGCCGCGCUGCCGAAAGAUGAAAAGCUGAGGAAGAUAAACCAACGCGUCGUGUUGACGACGGAGACGUUGGGAGAGGUGUUGAGCGAAUACGGGGUGAGCAUGAAGAAACCGAGUUUGUUCGUCGGGAGCGGGGAAGACGAGGAAAUGGAAGACGAGGAGGUGGAGAUACACGAAGGCGAGGGUGGUGGUGGAGACGGGAACGAGUAA